Messenger RNA from Fonticula alba, 2213 nucleotides. RefSeq lists its product as hypothetical. The transcript has 4 exons. The record is from RefSeq and is a predicted model, not a curated record. Lineage: Eukaryota; Rotosphaerida; Fonticulaceae. The coding region runs from base 378 to 2213 and encodes 611 amino acids.
CUCUCACGCGCGUGUGUGGCUCUGUGUGUGUGUGCACGUGUGUGAGUGUGAGCGUGUGUGUGUGUGUGUAUCCGUGCGUGUGAGCGUGUGUCGUGAGAAGGCGAGUGCCGUGCCCGCGUGUGUGCGUGUGCGCGUGCGUCGUCUGCCCGCGUGCGAGCGCGUGUGCCUGUGUGUUGGCGCGCGCGCGCCGGCACGUGUGCCGCCCAAUCCACCCUCCCCCUCCGCCCCCUUCGUCUCCGCGCCCGGGCACCCCCGCACAGAUCGCGUCCCGUCCUCCCCCCCUGCGGACGCGCUCCCGGCCGGUUCCCCCUGCGCUUUGUUCCGCCCAUUUCUCCCCUCCCCCGCAUCGGCGCUUGGUCCUCGCUCACCGCGUCGACAUGAAAAGUAUAUGCGUGCAGUGGGAGCCCUCAGGUCGCCUGAGGUGCUACUCGCCGCGGAACCUGGCAUCCAUCUUGCAGCUGAUGGGGUUCCCGGCGGAUGUGGCCGCCGACGCCGGGGACUUUGUCUUCCGGCAUCUGCCCGGCGCGGCCCACACCUCGACCCACGAGCAGAGCGUCGUCUCCCUGUCGGCCGAGGCCCUGGGCAGCCUGCUCGAUGAGGCCCUCCUCCGGGCCGGCUUUACCAACCCCCGGCGCUUGGCGCACUUCGCCGUGGCGCGGAAGCUCUUCGACCGGGACAUUGCCUUCUGCGUGCUGCUUGGCGGGACCAGCGGCUGCGGCAAGUCCACCCUGUCCAGCCUGCUGGCGCACCGCCUCGGGGGCCCGGGCGGCGGCGGCAGCGGCGUGGCCACGGUCCUCUCGACCGACAGCCUCCGGCAGCUGGUGCGGUCGCACCUGGCCGACGCCGAGGAACACCCCCCGGCCGCCGGGGCGGGCGGUCCCCGGGGCGGCAUGGCCGGCCCCGGUGUCGGUGGCGCUGUCGCCGCCCCAUCGGCCGCCCCAUCGGCCGCCGCCGCCGCCGCCGCCGCCGCCGCCGCCGCCGCCGCCGAUGCGGCCCCCCCUCUCACCUCGAUGGGGCCCCACCCCUCGGCGCCGGGGUCGGGCUCCGCCUCCGCCUCGUCCAUCUCCCCCGGGUGCCCACCGGCGGCGGUUCUCAUGGCCUCGAGCUAUCGCGCCGGGCGCUUCCUGGCCGAGGACGAUCCCCGGCCGGCGGCCCUGCAGAAGGACCUCCAGCAGCAGCCGCCCCCCUAUCGCCGGCAUUUGAGCCAUGAAAGUUGCCGGGUGCUGGUCGGGCACCAGGCCCAGUCGGACCACCUGGCGCCGUACCUGGAGCGUCUGCUCCGCCGCCAUGCCGGCCGCGGGGAGAGCCUUGUCAUUGAGGGGGUCCAUGCCAGCGUGGAUGUGGCCAUGCGCCUGAUGGCCUCGGCCCCGGCGGACCUUGUCGUGGUGCCGACCAUCAUCUUUGUUCCCGGGCAGGAGCAGCAUGCCGCCCGGUUUGCCGUCCGGGCCAAGCACAUGUCCGUCGACCCGGGCAUCAACAAGUAUGUGGCCAACAUCGAGGCCAUCCGCCUGAUUCAGCAGCACCUGCUCCUGACGGCCGCCCGGCGGGGCCUCCCCUGUAUCAGUAACACCAAUGUCGAGCAGAGCGUCGGCCUGCUGCAUGACAUCCUCCUGGCCGCGGUGGCCGGGGCCCUCGGGGACCAUGCCACCGCGGUGGAGAUCUGCCUCGGGCAAGGGGCCGCCCAGCGGUCGGCCGGUGCCACGGUGGCCCGGCAUGCGCGGCACCAUGCCUCGGCCGCGGCGGCCCUGGCGACCGGGGGCGCGGCGCGGCGGCCCGCUCCGGCGCUCAUCUUCGCCCCGGGGGCCAGCGCGGUGCCCGGGCUCCGGCCGCUGGCCCGCUUGCUGGCCCUCGGCGGCCCGGGCCCCGGGGAUGACGGCCCGUCGCCGCUGGCUCCGGCCGCGUCCGCGGCGGCCAGUGGUCCCGGCGAGGGGGCCGACCACCAGCCGCCCCCCUUGGCGGCGGUGGGGUCGCCCCCGGUGGUGGUGGUGGCUGCGGCCGCGGCGGCGGCGGCGGCCCCCGCCGCGGCGGGGGGGUCUCCCUUUGCCACGACCACGGCCGCUGUUGCGGCGGCCGUGGCCGCGGCCGAGUCGCUGGUCGCCGCGGCGCCGAGCGCCGGGGGCGGCCCGGGCCCCGGGGGUGCCUCCCGCCAGCAGCCGGCCUCCGAGCCGGCCUGCUUCAUUCCGGUGUCCUCUGCCGUGGCGGCCGGGCACUGA